AUGAUGGCGACUGAUGGGACGACUUUGCGCUGGAAAGCCGAGGAUGAAGAGGCGACAAGUGGUGUGCCAUUAGCAGCUGUUCGAAGGAUUUCAAGCCAAAGAACGAUUGAUCCCAAAUCCGCGAUCCCAAUCCAACACCGAACUCUCUCCUUUGACAUUGAAGAUGGCAGCGACAGAAAAGCCCGCGGCAAACGCCGGUCUGACAAGAACAAAGUCGUUGAAGAAUGGCGAAAUGCGGAAUGGCACACCAUGUCGUGUACGGAGAUCGAGAAGCAGCUAGAUGUCGAUUCCGGGAAGGGUAUCUCCUCGGCCGAUGCUAGAGCCAGGACGGGGCAAUAUGGCCCAAACAAGAUAUCACCUCUGCCAAACCCAUGGGUCUGGAAGGUAAUUGGGUAUUUCUUCAAAGGAUUUGGAAGUAUCUUGCUCGUCGGAGGUAUCUUGGUUUUCAUCUCGUGGAAACCACUAGGACAGCCUCCUGCAGUCGCCAAUCUCGCCCUUGGUAUUGUAUUGAUAGCAGUCUUUGUUAUCCAAGCUGCGUUCAAUGCUUGGCAAGACUACUCUUCGUCCCGAGUCAUGGCAUCCAUCACCGCAAUGCUUCCAGAAAGUUCGUCUGUUCUUCGUGACGGCGCGCGAGUGUCGAUCUCGGCUACCGAGCUUGUUCCUGGAGACACUUUGAUCCUCAAGGCGGGAGAUAAGAUACCAGCCGACAUCAGAUUUAUUCAAGCAUCCCAGGAUCUGAACGUCGACAGGUCUGUUGUUACAGGAGAGUCUAACCCAGUCAAAGCAAGUAUCGACUCCACAUCGGAUAACUACCUCGAGACACGAUGCAUUGGCCUUCAGGGUACGCACUGUGUAUCUGGCAAUGGAGUUGGAAUCGUUGUCGCGACUGGUGACUCGACUGUAUUCGGACGUAUUGCUAAACUGGCAGGCGAGCCGAAGACCGGCUUGACAACCAUCGAAAAAGAAGUGCUGCGUUUUACAGGAUUGAUCUUCAUAAUAAUGGUGACCUGGAUCGUAAUCCUAGCUGCAGUCUGGGGUGGUUGGCUUCACAAGGCACAUCCCGACUAUAUUAAUGUGCCAACGCUGAUUGUCGAUUGCGUGAGCGUCGCUAUUGCUUACAUUCCUGAGGGCCUUCCGAUCGCUGUCACGGCUAGUUUGACGAUCGCAGCAAACUUGAUGCGAAAGAACAAGGUUCUAUGUAAAUCCCUGAAAACUGUGGAGACUCUAGGGUCUGUAACAGAUAUUUGCACGGAUAAGACAGGAACCUUAACUCGGAAUCGAAUGGCUGUGACAGAGUAUGCUGUUCACGUCACAAUGUCUACCUUGGACUCUACGGGGGUACACACAGCCAGCAGACUAGAGCGCCCCGUUUUGCAACAACUACAGGCCCUCGCGGGUCUUUGCAACGCCGCUGAGUUUGAUGAAAACAGUGCUGCUGACACCCCUCUCAGUGAGCGGCGGAUUUUUGGCGAUGCAACCGAUCAAGCUAUCCUACGAUUCUCGGAGGGUCUUGGCUCUGUGGCCCAACUCCGCAGAUCCUGGAAGACCAUUUACAAUCUUGCAUUCGACAGCAAGAAUAAAUUCAUGAUCAAGGUCCUGAAGCCAGAAAGUAAAGAAGCGUGCAGCCAGUGCCUUUCUACCCGCGAAUUCGCCCAGCUGGAAGCCGGGAGUCCUCUGUUGACAAUCAAAGGUGCUCCGGAUAUUCUUAUUGAGAGGUGCUCAGAGAUCUUGCGUCCCGAUGGAGAAGUGAAGUCUCUCACGGGUGUAGAUCUUGCAGCCAUGAAGCAGCUAAAAGACCAGUGGUCUUCCCAGGGAAAGCGAGUGCUUCUGCUAGCACGCAAGGUUCUCGACGCAAAUAACAUCAUGCCCGAUCCUUCCUCGGCCGAAUACGAGGCUGCUGUGAUGACCGAGGCAAGAUCAGGCCUCACGCUGGUCGGCUUGGUUGCUUUGAUCGAUCCUCCGAAGGUCGAAAUUCCGGAAGUCAUUAAAACUCUUCGAGGAGCACAGAUCCGAAUCUCAAUGGUCACAGGUGAUUUCGGACUCACUGCGCUGGCCAUCGCGCGCCAGUGUGGAAUCGUCAGCACUGAUGUAGUCCAUGAUGCCGCGGCCCUCCCUAGAUCUUUAUCUGACGAAAAGGGCGGUGAUAUAUCUCAAGCUGCCCUGCUGGUCAGCGGCCCAGAGCUGAUUACCUUCAACGAGUACCAGUGGGAACAAUUGUGCCAGUAUUCAGAAAUUGUGUUUGCGCGGACCACUCCUAACCAAAAGCUCCGGAUCGUACGCGAAUUUCAGUCAAGGCAAAGGAUUGUCGCCAUGACUGGCGACGGCGUGAAUGACGCACCUGCUCUUAAAGCUGCUGACAUUGGCAUCAGUCUUGCUAGUGGAUCUGAUAUCGCUAUCGAAGCAGCGGAUAUGGUCCUCCUUGAUUCCUUCGCGGCGAUCGUCGCUGCCGUCCAAUAUGGACGUGUCGUGUUUGAUAACCUCAAAAAGACCGUUGCGUACCUUUUGCCGGCAGGGUCAUGGUCUGAAUUCUGGCCGGUCUUCUGUAAUCUGGUGUUUGGUAUGCCCCAGAUCUUGUCGUCCUUCCUGAUGAUCAUUAUUUGCUGUUUCACCGACUGUGCUGCGGCUGUGGCCCUCGCGUAUGAAGCCCCGGAAGCAGAUGUGCUCACUCGGCCUCCUCGUCACCCAACCAAGACUCGGCUUGUGAAUUGGAAGCUUAUGUUCCAUGCGUACUUCGUGAUCGGUAUGAUAGAAACAGCUCUAUCCUUUACCAUGGCUUUCUGGUACCUCCAGAGAAACGGGAUCUAUUUCUCCGAUCUCUGGUUCAAAUUCGGUGCUGUGCCUCCCAAUGUAACCGAAGCCUUUUAUACGGCCAGGGUGAACGAAGCAAGCUCAAUUUACUUCAUUAAUCUGGUCAUUAUGCAAUGGUUCAAUCUGAUGGCAGUUCGGACUCGCCAUCUAUCGAUCUUCCAGCACCCUCCUGCAUUCAAUAAGACGACCCAGAACUUAUGGUUGUUCCCCGCCAUAGUGUUCGCUCUCGGUAUUUCGGUGAUUUGGCUGUAUAUCCCAAGCUUGCAGAAGACCUUGGGCACUUCGGGAAUCCCCGCCGAACAUUAUUUUCUUCCCGCUGCCCUAGGGCUCGGCCUGUUGUGCCUUGACGAAGGUAGAAAAGCCGCUGUACGCCGUUGGCCACGCGGAGUCCUGGCGAAGAUGGCAUGGUAG
Messenger RNA from Penicillium chermesinum, 3219 nucleotides. RefSeq names its product cation-translocating P-type ATPase. Gene Ontology annotation, cellular component: membrane. The transcript has 10 exons. Lineage: Eukaryota; Fungi; Ascomycota; Eurotiomycetes; Eurotiales; Aspergillaceae. Bases 1 to 3219 code for a protein of 1072 amino acids. Gene Ontology annotation, molecular function: P-type sodium:potassium-exchanging transporter activity; ATP hydrolysis activity; ATP binding. Gene Ontology annotation, biological process: potassium ion import across plasma membrane; sodium ion export across plasma membrane; intracellular potassium ion homeostasis. The record is from RefSeq and is a predicted model, not a curated record.